Molecule: messenger RNA, 1792 nt
Organism: Ziziphus jujuba (common jujube)
Lineage: Eukaryota; Viridiplantae; Streptophyta; Magnoliopsida; Rosales; Rhamnaceae
Exons: 6
Coding region: 763-1602 (279 amino acids)
Molecular function (GO): RNA binding
Source: RefSeq, a predicted model, not a curated record
AUGAAUGAUGAAAUGUAAAUCAUGAGUGUCCUUUCUUUUUGUUUUUCCAUGGACAGCCAUGAAAUCUCAAUUUCUGGACUGCUCCGCUUCCUCUACUUUGUUGUUCUACUAGUAAUUACCAUGUUGUUGUUGCAGUUACAGCCAUUUUACUAGUACUCUAAUAAGUGCUGCUACUGCCAACUCCCAAGUCCAACACGACAACCCGCAGCUUCACCAACUUCCCUAGAUUCUUCUACUUGUAGCUUUUUCCUGCUCAUCAUUCUUCUUUUUCUCUUUUCUUCCAAUAAAGCCCAACCCCAUGCUCUCUACGGUCAAUCCAAUCCUCCCCCUACCACCGACCUCAACCUUUUCUUGGCCCAUCUAGCCUUUCUUUUGCUUUUUUCUCUUUUUUUUUUUUUUUUUCGAUUCCUCUUUUUCUUUUGUUGUGAUUAAUUAUUGGGCUUAUUUUGUAUAUCACUGUGCAUCAAGAUCUCUUUUUCUUUUUAUUUUUCCUUUUAGAAUUGACCUCGUGCUGCUGUUCCCUCGAAUCUCUUUGGAAUUCAAUGGAUUCCAAGUAUAUCUCAGUGAAAUUUAGGGUUUAUCUAGGGUUUUUCUUCUAAGAUGUGGCUUUGUGAUUGUUGGCUCUGCAUUAGUAUCUCUUAGUAACAUAUACUGUCAACCAAUCAAUCCGAUCGUCUUUCUUUAUUUCCUUUUUCUUCUGGGGAAUCUUCCUCUUUCGCUUUCAGAAUUUGGAGUUUGGUUUGUGACCAAAUCGUGUCUUUCAUGGCUUAUCAGUCGGUUCCGGGUCCGGGUUCGGGUUCGAGUUCGAGUUCUGGCUAUAAUUUUCUGAAUUCCCCUUUUGGAGACACCACCUACACCAAGGUCUUUGUGGGCGGCCUGGCCUGGGAGACACAGAGCGACACCUUGAGACGUUACUUCGAGCACUUUGGGGAGAUUCUCGAGGCCGUUGUCAUCACCGAUAAGAAUACGGGGCGAUCCAAAGGCUAUGGUUUUGUCACUUUCCGGGAACCAGAGGCUGCUAGAAGAGCAUGUUCUGAUCCAACUCCAAUCAUCGAUGGCAGGCGGGCAAAUUGUAAUCUGGCUUCUCUUGGGCGGCCCCGGCCACCUAUGCCUUAUGGACGUCUCAGACCAGCUGCUCCAAAUAUAGCAAACAUGCAAGUUACCCGCGGGGCUUAUGUCAGUGGUUUUGGCUUCCAGCAACCAGUCUCUUAUAGCUAUCAACAAGGUCUAGUUUAUCCUCCAUAUGGGUAUACGACAUAUGGACCCGAAUACAUCUAUCAACAGGGUGGUUACAUUCCUUAUUCGGGUCAGCAGUACCUUCAGAUAUAUGGAGUGCCUGGGACAGUUAAUACAACUAUUUAUCCUUCUUAUGGACAAAUGGGUCAAACUCCUCCUAGUGGUCAGAGUUAUACAACUCUGCAUGGAUAUGCAAUGCCCGGUCAUCAAAUAGUGCAGUUUGGUGGACCUAGUGUUAAUGCUAUAACAACUUCACCCAUGCCUACAAUUCAAGCACCAUAUCCUACAGGUUUCUUAGCAACUAUAGGGUUGGAACAUGACAUUUGUUUUAUAAAUAUCCAAAAUAGAGGUUUGUUGAAUAGCUAAAUGGAGUUGAGUGUGGCAAGAACUAAAAUUGAAUGAUGGACAGCAGGAGAAGGUGCAAAAGUAAUACAUUCUUUUUUAUCAUUAUCAAAUACACAUUAAGGGCUAAGUGAAAAUAUAACUUGGUAGAGGAUUUGUCAAGGUUGAUAUCAUUUACCAUUUAGGAAGAGCUUAUGGAGCAUGGAACUGCUCU